Messenger RNA from Brassica rapa (field mustard), 4182 nucleotides. RefSeq names its product protein trichome birefringence-like 16. The record is from RefSeq and is a predicted model, not a curated record. Gene Ontology annotation, biological process: xylan biosynthetic process; plant-type secondary cell wall biogenesis; xyloglucan metabolic process. NCBI's taxonomy places the organism in Eukaryota, Viridiplantae, Streptophyta, Magnoliopsida, Brassicales, Brassicaceae. Gene Ontology annotation, cellular component: Golgi apparatus. Gene Ontology annotation, molecular function: acetyltransferase activity.
CCGAACCCGAUAGAACCCGAACCGGUCAAGAACCGAACUUUCAUAUAAUCCGAAUGGGGCUGAUUUUGAUAAACCCGAAAAACCGAAACCCGAUUGGAUAAAAUUGAAACUCGAUUGGGACCCCGAAUGCCCAGGCCUACAGAGGUUAAUCAGAUUCAAGAAAGUUAGUGAUCCAAGUGUUUUGUGAAAUUUGAACGAACCAUUCAACAUUUUAAUGACACGUGGAUGUUGGAUUUGACAAAACAAGUUUCCCAAGCAAUUACAGAACAAAGAGACUUUUAUUACAAGUCACUAAAAUACGAUUCCACGACCGACAAGUCAUUAUUAAGGUUAUUAUAUAAACCAAGUCGAAAAUUUUGUCUUCUUCUCUUAUUUGAAUUUGAUAUUCAAUUUGUCCGACGUAGCUUCCUCUGAACACACACGCCUCUCUGUGUACGGCUUCUCCGGUGACUCGGAUUCCAUCAUCGCCGACAUCAAGCAACCCAGAGAUUCCAGGAUGAAAAGAGGAGCUCUUAAACGGAGUGCUAGGCAUAUCUCUGUUGUACUUGUUGUGCUUGUUUGUGCAACCGUCGGCAUAUGGACAUGGGAUAGUAAUCCAACCAUGGCCUUUCUUCCACGUGAAAGUCAAAUUUUAAAGCUCGAAACAGAAGAAAAUGCUGAGAAAAUAACUACGGCACAGAAUACUGAAACUAAAGACAGCUACACAUCAGCUACACCAUUUCUAAACAAAGAGCAAACCAAAGAGGACCAUACUGAUAAUAAAGAUACAGAACAAGAACAGAAACAAGUGGAAGAAGUUAGUGUCAGUGAGACGAGUCAAGGGAAACCACCAACUAUUGAAGAAAAGCACCUAGAGCGAGUGGAACAUGAGGUUAUUGUAAGUGAGCCAAAACAUCAGACGACACCUAUUAGUGAAGAAAAAAAUCUAGAACAAGUAGAACAUGAAGUUAUUGUAAGUGAGCCAAAGCAUCAGAAGACACCAACUAGUGAAGAAAAUAAAUUAAAACAGGUGAAACAAGAGGUUGCUGCCGGUGAGGCCGAGCCAAAGACAACACACAUUGAAAAGACUACUUCAGAUCCAGAUAAUAAAACUCUUGCAGCAGACGAAGCCAAGAAAGAUAAUGGUACUACUUCAACAGCUCCCAUCACCAAUCAAGGUUGCAAUUACGCGAAAGGGAAAUGGGUCGUGGACAAGCACCGUCCUUUGUAUUCAGGACGUCGUUGCAAACCGUGGCUUGCUUCUAUGUGGGCGUGCAGGUUGAUGCAACGUAAAGACUUCGCCUUCGAAAGGUUAAGAUGGCAACCUAAAGACUGCUCUAUGGAAAACUUUGAGGCUUCCAACUUCUUGAAAAGGAUGCAGAACAAGACCCUAGCCUUCGUUGGAGACUCCUUAGGAAGACAACAGUUCCAAUCCAUGAUGUGUAUGAUCACAGGAGGCAAACAAAGACUCAAUGUCCACGACGUGGGACCAGAGUUUGGAUUCAUAACUCCCAGAGGCGGAGCUCGUCCCGGUGGAUGGGCUUACAGAUUCCAAGAAACCAACACAACGGUCCUUUACCACUGGUCAUCAACCCUCUGCGAUAUACAACCGAUCAAAAUCUCCAACCCUUUAACCGAACACGCCAUGCAUCUAGACCGCCCACCAGCGUUUCUACGCAAUUACCUUCACAAGAUCGAUGUCUUGGUGAUGAACACGGGCCACCACUGGAACCGAGGGAAGCUCAACGGCAACAGAUGGGUGAUGCACGUGAACGGCGUCCCCAACGCUAACAGGAAGCUAGCCGCUCUUGGGGACGCCAAGAACUUCACGAUCCACAGCACUGUGAGUUGGGUUAGCUCGCAGCUCACUAACCAUCCGGGUCUUAAGGCCUUCUACAGAAGCCUCUCCCCGAGACAUUUUGUGGGAGGGGAGUGGAACACGGGAGGGAGCUGUAAUAACACGACGCCGAUGUCUAUUGGGAAAGAGGUUUUGCAAGAGGAGUCUAGUGAUUACAGCGCGGGGCAUGCGGUGAAAGGCACUGGGGUUAAGCUUUUGGACGUAACGGCGUUGUCUGGUGUUAGAGACGAAGGGCAUAUAUCAAGGUUUAGUGUCUCGGCUUCGAGAGGAGGUCAGGAUUGUCUCCAUUGGUGCUUGCCUGGUGUUCCUGAUACGUGGAAUGAGAUCCUUUUCGCAAUGAUAUAAUGUUUUUGCAUCAGCAGAGAAAGGGGUUGUGAGCCUUUUGAUAGCUUUUUAUACAACAUUGAGGUACUAGAGCCUGAGAUGUAAGUUAUAGUAUUUAUUCUGGUACAGGUAAACAACCAUACCCUGGCUUUGUCCGACCAUGUUUACAGAACAGAACCUAACUCAACUUUUUGUCUUUUUGAGUCGAUUAAUCUGAAAUUUUUGGAAAUUUAUGUUUCUGGAAAUCUGUUUUUGUUACUGUGUUCUCUUGAACGUUUUGUCACCCUAAUGACCUUCUCAACCCUCACAAACAAACAAUGUCAAUUGUAUUUUGGUUUGAAGAAAUUGGAUUGGUUAAACUUCUUUUAGUUAAUUCUGGUUUGUACAUAAGCAAUGGUUCCUUUUUUUUCCGAACAUUAUAUUAAAGAUUGGCUAAUUCGGUUACAAUCAGAGAGAUACUUGACGAUAAACUGAUAAAUUAACAUAACUAAAACAUAACAAAAGAUAUAGAUUAUUAAAGACAAAAGAAACCCUAAAAAAAAUUUCAGUUAUAAUACUAGAAAACGACAUUGAAAAAACUCGAAAACGACAUUGAAAAAUCCAACCAAAAUUUUGAGAGAAGUAGAAAACCGUCUUUCGAAAUGUCUAGUUUUUCUGAUGUUGCAGUGAGGUGCAGAGAAGCUGCCGGAGUAGAAACAAUGGUUCCCUUAUUAUAUUUUACCAUGAGUUUCAUAAUUUUGGCUUAUAGUGACUAACGGUUCAUUUCUCUGAAAAUAAUUGUUUUUAUGCGGUUACUGUGACAUUUAUACUAAGCAGCAACAACAACAGUUACAAUAUGUUUGCGUGACGAAAGAAAACAUAAAAAGUGUGCUAAGAGGAUUAGGUAACGACCCGACCCGAUCCGACCGGUUUAACCCACCCACCCACCCGGUAGAGCGUUCUAGAUAGAGUUCUCUUCCUCGCAAUAAAAAGAGAGUCGUGUGUGUUUCUAGUCUAUCUAUCUAUCUCUUCUGCAAUUCUUAGGGUUUUAUCAUCCAAAGUCACAUUCUUAUCCUCAAGAAAUGGCGGCGACACAACUAACAGCAUCACCAGUGACAGUGUCAGCCAGGAGCUUAGCCUCGCUUGAAGGUCUCAGAGCUUCGAGUGCAAAGUUUGGAACUUUGAAACCAGGCACCUUUAAGCAGAGCCAGUUCCGUUCUUUUGUUGUCCGAGCUGCUUCUGUCGUUGCUCCUAAGUAUACUUCAAUUAAGCCAUUGGGAGAUAGAGUUUUGGUGAAGAUCAAGGAGGCAGAGGAGAAGACUAUGGGAGGUAUCUUACUUCCAUCUACUGCUCAAUCAAAGCCUCAAGGAGGAGAAGUCGUUGCUGUCGGUGAAGGAAGAACUAUUGGGAAGAAUAAAAUCGAUAUCACUGUCCCUGUAACAGCCUCUCAAACCUCUCUUUCUUUGUUUGCUUCGUUCUCUGCUAUUAAGUUCAUCUGAAAAUGUGUUUCCUUUUCUUCCUGGUGCAGACUGGAGCACAAAUCAUUUACUCCAAGUACGCUGGAACUGAGGUGGAGUUCAACGAUGAGAAGCAUCUCAUUCUCAAGGAAGAUGACAUUGUUGGCCUUCUUGAGACAGAGGACAUCAAAGAUCUCAAGCCCUUGAAUGACCGAGUCUUCAUUAAGGUUGCUGAGGCAGAGGAGAAAACAGCUGGAGGGUUGUUGCUAACCGAGACUACCAAAGAGAAGCCUUCUAUUGGCACAGUGAUAGCAGUUGGACCAGGUACUCUAGAUGAGGAAGGUAAGGUUCAGCCGCUAUCGAUAUCCACUGGAAGCACAGUUCUUUACUCCAAGUAUGCGGGUAACGACUUCAAGGGCAAAGAUGGUUCAAACUACAUUGCUCUGAGAGCUUCAGAUGUGAUGGCUAUCCUUUCUUAGUUUAUUAUAUCUUUGUAAACCUGCAAUUUGUAUCCCCAAUUGUGGAAAUUUUUUUCAUAAACGGCCUGAGAACAUAAUCUGAAAUAAAGACUUGAGUUUGAUUCUU